AUGGCGGCCAAACACGAAGAAAAUGCUGUAACACCAGAUUCAUCCGUCUGCAAUACAGCAGAACCUGGAACCACCUCCAGUCGUCACUUAACCAAACCGGUUCCCACAGCAGUUGCAGUUUCCAGACGACAAACCAGACAACCCAUGGUCCAACAGGAACACACCGGUAUUAUCAAUACUCGUAGAGCAGUUCCAGCUCAACGAGCACCAAUGGCACCAGCACGUCCUCCACCUCGUGAACCUGCAGCUGUGGUGGGCCAAGAAACAGAUUGUCAAGGAAAAACCAAGUUCUUUGUCACUAAUAGACAUGGAGACCUUGACGGAGAGACUACAGUGGAAGAGAAGCAUUCAUAUGAACUCAAGAAAAAUUUGAUUGAAAAAUACUUGGCAAGCCACAACUUCACUCAGUCUUGGGACAUUGUGCCUGGAGAAUCUAUCCUGACAUGCAUUGUGGAUAUUUUAAAAGGGCAAAUGUAUCCCACGAUUUGUAGCGCCCAAAAGGAAACGCAACAAUGCUAA
Messenger RNA from Seminavis robusta, 519 nucleotides. The record is from the annotation of a GenBank genome assembly. Lineage: Eukaryota; Bacillariophyta; Bacillariophyceae; Naviculales; Naviculaceae.